Molecule: messenger RNA, 3541 nt
Organism: Cladophialophora immunda
Lineage: Eukaryota; Fungi; Ascomycota; Eurotiomycetes; Chaetothyriales; Herpotrichiellaceae
Exons: 1
Coding region: 337-3162 (941 amino acids)
Source: RefSeq, a predicted model, not a curated record
GUCAUUCCCAAAUGGCACAAACUUUCCCAUCUUCCCCUCCCAGCCUCCCACCUUGUCACCUCUUAAGCAUUGCCUUGAUUCAUCUUCCUUCGACGUUCUCUUCUGGGAACAUUCCCUGAUACAGAUUUCUUUGUUGUGCGUUGUUCGCGCGACGUUCCCGGGCGCUUUGAGAGUCGGCCGGAGUUACACCACGCCUGGUCUGGUUAUCGAUCGACUCAUUCCUGAGAAAUCCCCUUCCUUCGACGUUCAUAUUUGUUUUAUUUGACUUCAAGGUGGCUACCGACCUCCAAAUCGCACCUCACAUCGGACAUUACUAGUGGUCGUCGCGUGCCCAGCAUGGGACCAACAACUCCAGCUUCUGAAGAUGUCGAGAUGAAUCUUAGCACCGACGAACCACAGGCCUACACCGAACCUCCGCCUCAUAUAGCUGCGCGUUUCCACCGUAAAUCCUCUGUCCGCCGAAAGUCCUCUGCCAACUCGUCUCGUCGAAGCUCGCUGUCGUCAAUCCACUCGCACUCCUCUGCACGUUCUAGUCAUGGCGGGCCCUGCAGCACGCAUAUCGCACAACAUCUUCGACGAGCAUCCAUCCUUGAGAGUCGAAAGGCUCGCCUAGCCGACCGCGCGGCCCAUGCUGAACAGGUCAGGCUCCGGGCCGCUGCCGCCAAGGCGGCACAAAGGGCAUCUUACAGCGAGGAGAAGGCUUUAGCGGCGCAGGCAGCCCGGGAAAAGAUGCUCGCAGAGAUUACAGCCCGCUGUGAAGAAGAGGUAAAGCGAGCCAAAAAGGUCGCCGAGGAGACCAAGGAGAAAAAAGCAGCUGAGUUGGCCAGACUUAAGGAAGAGAUGGCCGAGAAGUAUGCAGAGGCAGACAGACGAAGGUCUAUGUACCAGCAAGGCACACGGCGGUCCAGAACAACUUCACUGGCGGCGGUCGAGGAGAAGAAAGUCGCCCCUGCAGUAUUGAAGCGCUCGAAUCGCGUCUACGCUGCAAAAGUCAUUCAGCGAUCAUGGCGUCGUUACCACGCGUGCAAGAUAUCCUCAGACUUCUCGGCUCUUGGACUCGACCUUCAGCGAGCCAAGGCCCUCCCUUUCGAAGAGUUGACUGAGUUCAUUUCGGACCAACAGACCACUGCUGCAACGACGUCUGUUCUAAGGCACCUGGGCGUUCUUGAAAAUGGCCAAGAAAACUCCGGGGUUGUGCGGCUUUUCCUGGGUGCCUAUCUUGUCCUAACACAUCCAAUGCAAGCUUUCAGUCAUGGUGGGAGUCAACCUCAGGAGCAAGAGGUCAUGGCAAAAUCCCGUUUGCUGAUCGAGGCUUUCGAGUCUUGCGUUGAGGCCGUGACCAGUCCGUCGCAGCCGAUUCUAUCGCAGCCCAAGGUCGAAGCCUUUUCCUUUGCCUUGAACGACUUCACCGUCACUUUCGACGCAUGGAAGAAAGAGGACAAGGGUUUGCUUGUCGACAUGAUGGUCAAUUCGUUCGUUAAUUUGGAUAUGAUUCUGCAGGCUACUAAAGAUGACCCCCACGGCCACGUUGCCCAGGAUUAUCUUGAUGCUGUCCGACAAGAGCAGAUUAAAUUACUGGCUCGUCUCAAGCGGCUUGCAGGCCCUGAGCAGGCUCUUUCAAGAGUUCGCAUAGCCGUCAGGAAGGCUCGAAAGCAGAAAGCGGCAGAACGGGAAAGGAAAGGAAGGGAGCAGGUCUCCCAAGCCUCUACGCCUGCUACCGAAGAGGCGGAUGUGGUUGAAGAAACUCUGAUGACACCUCCCGAAGCACCUCAAACCGGCCGAUCGGACCAGAUGGCGAGCGUGACAUCUGUUUCCGACAACCUCUCGCACAUGAUGACGCUAAUGCCAUCCAAUCGGGUGAUUGUGCACGAAAUACUGGUCAACGGUAGCUUUGAGGUACAGCAACAACCUUGGUCACAUGCCCGUAAGGGCUUGACGGACUCCUUGCAGGAAAAAAUGCGUGCAGACCUACAAGACGGAGAUAGAGAAGCCACUGCGAAGUGGACUCACUCCAUGGCAGAUCUAAUUCGAGAAAAGCUGAUGCUGCUUAUCACCCCACGACACCCUCUUUAUGGCAGGAUUGACGGCCUUCUAGAUCUGUCUUUGAUCAGUCAGCAGUGCCAGAAUGGUUUGUUCUCGUACGAUUCCUUUUUCAGGGCCAUCGCAGACUUGAUCGCACAGAUCUGUUCUCCGGGCCGAGAUGAGAUCGUCAGGGCCUUUGGUACUAGCACGGCAGGUGACACGGUUGACCGUCUUUUCGAGCUCAUCAACAUUAUUGAUCUGAUGAGUUUGGAUCACCUCAACUUCCAAUUCAGAUUAGCCUGUGAGGCGGUGCUGCAAAUCGGCCACUUGCACGAAAUUGCAUCGUUUGAUCGGGAUCUUGUGGCAGGUGUCCAUACACUUGCAAGAUCCAAGGAAUGGUGGGCCAAUGCGAAAUCAAGCGUGGGCUCUCAAACCGUGAGUGCGUCUGUGGUAUAUGCCAGAGGUCUGACCGACCUUGUAUUGCGCAAUUCACAUCUUAGCUUUCGCGACAUUCCCGAAACGCUACAGCUUGACUAUAUUCGCCUGCUCAAAUUACGAGCUCGAGUCUUCCAGAUGGUGGCCAUUUCCUCAAUUCUCCUAACCACCAAGAUCCGGCUCCGGCGCAACAGGGAAUCUCUCUGGGCAAAAGAUGCGGAGCGUCUGAUGGCUUUAGAUCCCUUGAAAUUCGAGGCCAGCAGGAUCGUCUCUCUGAUUGAAUCAUCCCACAUGAUGCCAGAAUCGACCAAAGAAGGCCUGUCCAACUUCGUGGGGCGGGUUCUGCCCACUGCCGCAGCGGCAUCGAGAAACCUCGAGGCAGCAGCGUCAGCAGAUUUUAAUGCGGCCCUUGACCAAACAAUGAACGAUCCAGCCGGCACAACCAAUUCCGAUGUAUUCAGCGAGCAAAUUGCGAGUUUCCUUCUGAAGACACUGCGAGAACACGUCUUCGCUAGACUUGCGGCGGCUAGCACGGCCGAGAGAGCUCGGACUACGACGGGUGCGGGGGAAGUUCUGGCGCGCGCAGGCAUGCCCGAGUUCCUGGAGGAGGUCAACGGACUUGUGGACACCCUCGACAGGGUUCGAUCGGCAGACUGGAAGUGUCAUGAGAGAUGGUACGAGGAGAUCGCAAGCCAGGCUGUCUAAGAGCGGGCGGAUUAUACAACACACAUGGGUCUUUGCAAAAAGGCUUUUCGUUCGAUUGGCGCGGGGUGAUUUCUAUCUUUUGGCAGAUGGGUUGUGUAUAUUAUGCCUUUACGAAACCACGGCGCAGCAACGAGGACCAAAUUGCAAUUGAUUGACGAUGACGAGAGGAAGGAGAAACAACACAAUGGAUCUAGCAACAUAUCACCUAGCAAGAAACAAACGAGUCUGUUUUACAUGAAGCACAUUGGAUCUGGCACUGUAGACCCUGUCGUUGUUUCUAGCGAGAGAUUCGCUUUGUCUGAGUCUGGUAUCCAGCAUGUGCACUGAAGAUUCUACUAGGUAGUUUGUCCCCGUCUGUCAGGGCCUAAGAUCACGGAGC